This is a messenger RNA of Amphiprion ocellaris (clown anemonefish), 8063 nucleotides long. RefSeq names its product girdin. Gene Ontology annotation, molecular function: dynein light intermediate chain binding; microtubule binding. The record is from RefSeq and is a predicted model, not a curated record. Gene Ontology annotation, cellular component: cytoplasm; centrosome. Gene Ontology annotation, biological process: cytoskeleton-dependent intracellular transport; cytoplasmic microtubule organization. Bases 568 to 6375 code for a protein of 1935 amino acids. NCBI's taxonomy places the organism in Eukaryota, Metazoa, Chordata, Actinopteri, Pomacentridae. The transcript has 38 exons.
UCCUGCGCUCAGUGGAGAGUUGCGUUUGAACGGAGCCAGACGAGGGAAGAGCAGCAGAAAUGACUUUACAGUGAAUAUGAGGAGUAAACCAGGACCUUAAACAUUUGGAUUUCUCCCUUCUGCACUGGAUAUUUUCUUUCAUUUAGCGGCGUUGGAUGAAUAUUGUCUCUGUGCCAGUAACGGUUCACAUGCGUAAAAACCAAACCUGGCACCGCGUCCUGUAGUUUGGCAUUUUUAUAGAUAAAUAUCCAAACCCGCGGAGGCUAAAUUAGAAAAUAUCUUUAGCAGAGAGGGGUUUUAACCAAAAAUGUGAUUCGUUGUCCUUCUCUUGAGGAAGCCAAGCCCCGUCGUUGGCAUCUGACACAGCUAGGUCGCAUCGAGAAGAUUGUGGAUUAACGUUUUUCCUUUUUUUUCUCCUUUUCCUCUCCAAGACGUUGUUCAGUGGCCUUUAGCCAAAAUGAGCGUCGAUUUAAUUGAAUUAACUACAUGAGUGGAGACUAAACAAACACAUUCCUUCGAGUUAUUUUUUUUCUCCUACUAAUCAAACGGCGCCAGGGAAAAAAAAAUAUGGAAAGCGAGGUUUUCACCCCUAUGCUGGAGCAGUUUCUGCUCACGCCUCUGGUGUGCUGGGUGAAGACAGUCGGGCAGCCGGCAGUGACCGAUGGCACCAAAUUAUCGGAAUAUAUCGAGCUAGUGGAUGGGAUUUACCUGAAUGAGAUCAUGCUGGAAAUAAAUCCUAAAGCCACAGUGCAGAGGACCAACAAGAAGGUGAACAAUGACCCCACGCUGCGCAUCCAGAACCUUUCCAUUCUCAUCAGGCAGAUUAAAGCCUACUAUCAGGAGACUCUCCAGCAGCUGGUGAUGAUGCCUUUGCCGAAUGUGCUGGUUCUCGGCCGUAACCCUCUCUCCGAGCAAGGUCUGGAGGAGAUGAAGAAACUGUUGCUGCUGUUGCUCGGCUGUGCUGUUCAGUGCGAGAAGAAGGAGGAGUACAUUGAGCGGAUCCAGACUCUGGAUUUUGACACCAAAGCUGCCAUAGCGUCCCACAUCCAGGAGGUGACGCACAACCAGGAGAACGUAGUGGACCUGCAGUGGUUGGAAAGUGGAGAAAUGCCUCCUGAAGAUCUGGACGGCCUCUCAAGAAACCUGGCGUUCCACCUUAAACGUCUGGUGGAUGAAAGAGACACACAGCUGGAGACUAUAGUGGAGCUGACCCAGGAGAGAGACUGUGUCCAGUUGUCCCCGCUGGCUCCAUGUCCCACCCAGUCUCCCGGCGACUCCCCCAGUAUGAGGAGGACCGAGAGCCGACAGCAUCUCUCCGUGGAGCUGGCCGAUGCCAAGGCCAAGAUCAGGCGCCUUCGGCAGGAACUAGAGGAGAAGAGCGAGCAGCUUCUGGACACCAGGCAGGAGCUUGAAAACAUGGAAGCCGAGCUCAGGAAACUUCAACAAGAGAGCUACCAGCUGCUGUCGGACGCCCGCUCGGCUCGGGCCUACCGCGACGAGCUGGACGCGCUCAGAGAAAAGGCGAUACGAGUCGACAAGCUGGAGAGCGAGCUGAUCCGUUACAAGGAGAGACUCCACGACAUCGAGUUUUACAAGGCCAGAGUCGAGGAGCUGAAAGAGGACAACCAGAUCCUCCUGGAGACAAAGACGAUGCUGGAGGAGCAGCUGGAUGCGACCAGGACACGAUCCGACAAACUGCACCUCCUGGAGAAAGAGAAUCUGCAGAUCAAAUCCAAGAUCCACGACCUGGAGAUGGAGCGGGACAUGGACCGUAAGCGAAUGGAGGAGCUGCUGGAGGAGAACCUGGUGCUGGAGAUGGCUCAGAAGCAGAGCAUGGACGAGUCGCUGCACCUCGGCUGGGAGCUGGAACAACUGUCCAAGACGCCAGAGCUGACCGAAGUCCCUCAGAAGUCUCUGGGCGAGGAGGUGAAUGAACUGACCUCGAGCCGCCUGUUGAAGCUGGAAAAAGACAACCAGACCCUGCUGAAGACGGUGGAGGAGCUCAGAGGAGCAGCGUCUCAGGACACCGUGGCAAAACUGGCCAAAGUCAACCAUGAGAACCAGAAACUGAACCAGAAGGUGGAGCAGCUGGAGAGUGAACUGACAGCGGACAGAGAUUCACUUCGCAGCGCCGAGUCGCUCAGCACUGACCUGAUGAAGGAGAAAGCUUUACUGGAGAAAACUCUGGAAACACUCAGAGAAAACUCAGAGAGACAGAUGAAGGGUCUCGAGCAGGAGAACAAGCACCUGAGUCAGACGGUUUCAUCCCUCCGUCAGCGCUGUCAGGUCGGCGCUGAGGCCCGAGUCAAGGAUGUGGAGAAGGAAAACCGGAUUCUCCACGAGUCCAUCUGCGAAACAACCGCCAAACUCAACAAGCUGGAGUUUGAAAGGAAACAGCUGCGUAAGGAGCUUGAAGUGAUGAAGGAGAAAGGUGAGAGAGCCGAGGAGUUGGAGAUUCAGAUGCAGAAGCUGGAGAGGGACAAGGAGGUUUUGCAGAAGAAAGUCGCCAGCCUUGGAAUCACCUGUGAAAAGGUGUCGUCUUUGGAGAAGGAAAACACUGAGCUGGAGACCGAGGGCCGCCGUCUGAAGAAGAAACUGGACGCUCUGAAGAACAUGGCUUUCCAGCUGGAGGCUCUGGAGAAGGAGAACUCCCAGCUGGAGCAGGAGAAUCUGGAGCUCCGGCGGUCGGCUGAGAACCUCCGGUCGGCCGGCGCUAAGGCCGCUCAGCUGGAAGCCGAGAACAGGGAGCUGGAGAGCGAGAGGAGCCAGCUGAAGCGAAGCCUGGAGCUGCUCAAAGCCUCGUCUAAGAAGACUGAGAGAUUAGAGGUGAGCUACCAGGGCCUAGAUACCGAGAACCAGCGUCUGCAGAAGGCUUUAGAGAACAGCAGCAAGAAGAUCCAGCAGCUGGAGGCAGAGCUGCAAGAGGUGGAGACGGAGAAUCAAAGCCUCCAGCGAAACCUGGAGGAGCUCAAGAUCUCCAGUAAACGUCUGGAGCAGCUGGAGCAGGAGAACAAGACUCUGGAGCAGGAAAGCUCCCUGCUGGAGAAAGACAAGAAGCUUCUGGAGAAGGAGAACAAGCGUCUGAGGCAGCAGGCUGAGAUCCGAGACUCCAAGCUGGACGACAGCAACCAGCGGAUCUCCAGCCUGGAGAAGGAGAAUCGCACCAUGGGCAAGGAGAUGAUCUUCUUCAGGGACUCCUGCACCAGAGUCAAAGACCUGGAGAGAGAAAACAAGGAGCUGGUCAAACAGUCCAGCAUUGAUAAGAAGACGCUCAUCACACUCAGAGAGGAGCUUGUAAGUGAGAAGCUGCGAACUCAGCAGAUGAAUAAUGAUCUGGAGAAACUGACCCACGAGCUGGAGAAGAUCGGACUGAACAAAGAGAGACUCCUGCAUGACGAGAGCUCGGAUGACAGGUUUAAGCUGCUGGAAACCAAACUGGAGUCGACUCUGAAAUCAUCUUUGGAGAUUAAGGAGGAGAAAAUCGCCGCUCUGGAGGCCAGACUGCAGGAAUCCUCCAACCUCAACCAGCAGCUUCGCCAGGAGCUGAAGACGGUGAAGAAAAACUACGAGGCGCUGCGUCAGAGGGAGGAGGAGGAGAGGAUGGUGCAGAGCUCACCACCCAGAGGAGGAGAGGACCCUCAGACCGUCAGCAAAUGGGAGAAAGAGAGCCAUGAAGCAACGAGGGAGCUGCUGAAAGUCAAAGACAGACUCAUUGAGGUGGAGAGGAACAAUGCCACGCUGCAGGCUGAGAAGGUGGCCCUGAGGAGUCAGCUCAAACAGCUGGAGACUCAGAGCUCCAACCUGCAGGCUCAGAUAGUGGCUCUGCAGAGACAAACCGCCUCCUUACAGGAGAAUAACACGACACUGCAGACGCAGAACGCCAAGCUGCAGGUUGAAAACUCCACCCUGAGCUCCCAGAGCGCCUCCCUCAUGGCCCAGAACGCCCAGCUGCAGAGCCAGCAGAGCAGCGUGGAGGGCGAACGUGAAGGAGCCCUGAAGGAGAAGGAGGAGCUGAGGGCCACAUACGAGCUGCUGCUCCGCGACCACGAGAAGCUGGCGGCGCUGCACGAGAGGCAGGCGGUCGAGUACGAGGCCCUUAUCGGGAAGCACGGCGGCCUGAAGACCUCCCACAAGAGCCUGGAGCAGCAGCACCGGGACCUGGAGGACAAGUACAAGCAGCUGCUGCAGAGGAAGGGGGAGCUGGAAGAGCUGGAGAAGAACCUGAAGGAGCAGCAGGAAAAGAUGGCACUGGAGAACCAAACCCACCAGGCCACAGCUGACCAGUGCAAACAGCUCAAAGAGGAAAACGACCGGCUGAACACCACGUACCGUCAGCUGGUGAAGGACAACGAGAGCCUCCAGCUGGACCAUAAGAACAUAAAGACUCAGCUGAACAGCGCCAAGCUGGACCAGACCAAGCUGGAGGCCGAGUUCUCCAAACUGAAGGAGCAGUACCAGCAGCUGGACAUCACCUCCACCAAGCUCACCAACCAGUGUGAGUUGUUGAGCCAGCUUAAGGGAAACCUGGAGGAGGAGAACCGUCACCUGUUGGACCAGAUCCAGACUCUGAUGCUGCAGAAUCGCACACUGCUGGAGCAGACGAUGGAGAGCAAGGACCUGUUCCACGUCGAGCAAAGACAAUACAUAGACAAACUGAAUGAACUGAGGAGACAGAAGGAGAAGCUGGAGGAGAAGAUCAUGGACCAGUACAAGUUCUACGACCCGUCACCUCCUCGGAGGCGUGGCAACUGGAUCACUCUGAAGAUGAGGAAGCUGAUCAAGCCGAAGAGCCGGGAGAGGAUGCGCUCGCUCACGCUGACUCCGUCUCGUUCGGAGUCCGGCGACGGUUUUCUGGUGUUUCCCCCGGACAGCCAGGACAGUUCGUCUAUCGGCUCUGGUUCCAACUCGCUGGACGACACGCUGUCACACAAGAGGAGCAGCAGGAGGAGAGGGCAGCAGCCUCAUGCCCAAGUUCAGGGCUCGUCCAAUGGUAUGCCGCGGACGGGGAGGGUGGGCGGGGCAUAUGACCCCACUGUCACGUCUCUCAGGGCAUGUUUUCCUAUAAAAAGGUUGCCUUUCAUGAGGAACAGAUCCAAGGACAAAGACAAGGCCAAGGCCAUCUACCGGCGCUCCAUGUCCAUGAACGACCUGCUGCAGACCAUGGCGGUGGCCGGUGGUCCCGGGGCUCAGUGGGCCGGCAGCACCGAGAAUCUAGACGGCGUUGAAGCCGGAGACGCCGGCAUGACGGGCAGCAGCAGACGCAGCGGGCAGCGCAUGAAGGAGCUCGCCUUUUCCACCAACGCCAUCGACUGUGCUGCUCUCACGCUGCCCAGCGCAGGACACAGCAGAGCAAAACUCCGACUGCAGGUCAAAGACAACGCCUCCUCUGAGGACGUUGCUGGCUCAGAUGACCCCAAGAGUCAAGGCCUGCUGGCUUUGUGUCCGUCCCCUGUUGAGCCGAGUGUUAUGCGCAGAGUGCCCUGUAACAUCUGUACCUCCAGACCCUCCAGUCUCCAUAGCAACAGGACCACCAGUAGCAAUAGUAACAAUAACUCCCACCUCACUUCUCCUCUGGAGGGCAAAGGCACGUUGAACGGCAGCCUCAGCAGACCUCACAGUGAGAGCAGCGGUGAGUUCAGCCUGAGUCUGGACCAGGAGGUCUGGUCCAGCAGCGGCAGCAGCCCCGUCCAGCAGCCCACCUCCUCCCGGUCCUCCCACCAGAGCCCCCUGCAGCUGCGCCGGUCUCUGGACCCGUCCAGCGCCGCCGGCAGCCCCGGACAGACCCAGAUCAGGAAGACAGGAUCUCCAGGCAGCGAGGUGCUUUCACUUCAGCAGUUCUUGGAUGAGGGUAUUGACCCUGCAGAGUCUGGCAGUCAGGAGAACCUCACUGUAGACUCUCCUCGCCUCUCCACCUCUUCUGACCACGGGCCGAAGGAACGUACUUCCACAAAGGGUCGAGGAAUAUUACGCUCAUCCAGUGGGAGAGCAGCACCCGUCAGCAGUGAUCGCCCUCCCAGGUCUUCGGCACAACCGGGGCGGCCGACGCUCCGGAAGGCCGAAAGCACCCGUGUGAAAGGCUCGGCCCCGAUCCGCUCCAGCUUGUCCUCGCAGGCUAAAGCGACGUCCGUCUCCGAGCGCCUGGACUCGGCCUCCUCCACGCUGCCCCGGGCCAGCAGCGUUAUCUCCACCGCCGAGGGCACCACGAGACGCACCAGCAUCCACGACAUGCUGUCCAAGGACAACCGGCAGCCCGUGUCCGUCGACGCUUCUCCUCCCGUUGCUUCCACCAAGGCUGGGGUUCGCUCCCAGCCGACACCCAAUGUGGAGGGCAGAAAGUCUAAAAGCAGGAGCGGGGAGCCUCAGCAGAGUUGCUGAGCGCUGCCCCCCCCCCACCCUCGUCUGUCUGCUACCAUGCAGUGAGCGCGUGGUGAGUGAAGAGGGGAGGGGGGGGUGUCAGUCCUGUCUCCAUGGGAACCCAAAACAUGGUGUAACAGAUGUCGUCCAUCCUGCUGUGCACUUCUCGCCUCCCCUGCUUCUCUAAGCUCUCCGAAAGCCUCCUACCCUCCCUCACCGUCCUGUCCGUCCCCUCACCGUCCCCUCACUGUCCCCUCAGUGUCCCCUCAGUUUCCCCAAGCUGCCAAACGGGCCUGAUGGGACCCGGCCUGCAUGGCAUAUGGGCCGCUUUAUCGUGUUAGUCUGAGUGGAUGAACGCUUUGCUUGCCUUUUUUUUAAUUGUCCCUAAAUCCCCCCAACAAGAGGACCAUUUCCCUCCUUUACAUGCUGUUGCUGAGUGUGUCUGAACAAGUUGCUGUUUCCAGGAUGCUUCUAUCGUUGCUGCAUGGCUUUGGUGUAGCGCUGAAAUCCUUCCCCCUCUGCAUGUAGAUCCACGCUGGCUGCUUUCCUCUGUUCCCUCUUGUUAAAUCACUGUCUUCACUGAUACAACUUCUGACUUUUAACCUUCUUCUUUCUCUCUUGUUUUUUUAUUUUUUUAAUUUACUUUCUUCUUUCCACUCCUCUUGCUUGCUUGGGACUCAGAGAGAAAGGUGGCCUUGGAGCUGUGUGUCUGAAGCCUAGUAGAGUUAAUCUGCUGAGACCGUCUACAGUGAGAAAAGAUUGUAUAUCCCAGUUUCUUCCCUUGUUUUUUUUUUUUUUUGUCGUUUUUUUUUUUUUUUUUAACCCAGGACACUUGAGUAGAGAAAAGUGGCUUCCUUCUCUGUUUUGUUUUUCUUCCUUGAAUCAAGGAAAUAACAUAAAAAUACUAGAAAAAGUUGCAGUGACAGUAGUUUUUUUUUUUUGUUGUUGUUGUUUUCUUUUUCCGUAAAGACUGCAGUGGCAGAUUGCACUGCCCUGUGUCCUUUAGAUGUGCACUAGUCUCUGCAGACUAAGAUUAAAGUGCCAAUGUUCACACAACAGCCAAAAGGGCGAUUUUAAAACCAUGACUCCAUUUUGGAUCUUCUGCGCAACUUCAAAGUCGUGAAUGGAUCUUUGGAUACGGACAGAACGCACAACAUAACGCAUGUCAGCACAAAAAACAUUUCCAGCUGCUGAAGAAUCACAAUCUGCAUGGAGCAAUCAAACAGCCAAUCAUCCCACUUCCUUUAUCCAAUCAAAGAAGAGGACAGUGCUCGGCGGGAGUCUAACCCGCCAGGAUGCCAAACGGACUUUGAAGCCAUGACAGCUCGGUGAUCGGCGCCGUCGCCUGCCGAUCCUGAGCGAACGUUGUGUGAUCUGAGAGAGAGACUGAUGAAGGGAGUGUUCCAGGUCACCUAUAAGACAGCUGGCAGCCAUGAGAGACCCUGAAAUACACCCACAUACUGACUCAUUUAUCACCUUCCAUCCCGCUCUGAUAAGGAAAAUAUAACAUUAAAAGCACACAUCUACUUUCCUGUUUCUAAAUCUGACUUGGAGUAUAGGUGACCUGUGACCUGCCCGCUUUAAAUACAGAACAUGUGCAGAUAUCUGUUGUUGUGUUGAACAUGAUGGUGGUGACAAGACCCAGUGUUUUCCUCCUUUUCCACUUUUACAUGAAUCCAUUUGAUGUAAUUAAAAUUCAUCAAGACUAA